AUGUCAAACCCGCUGGAAUGUUACGAAAAGUUGGACUUCAACACUCGACAGCAGCCCUUGUACUCCCAUGUUAUAGAGAACUUUCCCAAAUCUGACCGACCCGAUGUGGUAGUACGUCUGUGCCGUUGCUGGCAGUCCCACAAGUUUCCCUACUGCGAUGACACCCAUAAACUGCUAGUUGAGAACGGGGAUGACGUGGGGCCGUUCGUGGCCCACAUACGCGCUGAGAGAAGCAAGAAGCGGGAGUAUGUGAAGCUGCGCCAACGUGAGACUGUGCCGGGGGUCUCGCGUCCGUCGGCGCUUCAUCGCAUGCCGUCGUCACGGGCCCUUGCUUUGGGUUAG
Molecule: messenger RNA, 342 nt
Organism: Babesia bigemina
Lineage: Eukaryota; Apicomplexa; Aconoidasida; Piroplasmida; Babesiidae
Product: CDGSH iron-sulfur domain-containing protein
Exons: 3
Coding region: 1-342 (113 amino acids)
Cellular component (GO): intracellular membrane-bounded organelle
Molecular function (GO): 2 iron, 2 sulfur cluster binding
Source: RefSeq, a predicted model, not a curated record